Messenger RNA from Ictalurus furcatus (blue catfish), 2853 nucleotides. It is a transcript of the gene twist2, whose product is annotated as twist2. Gene Ontology annotation, molecular function: RNA polymerase II transcription regulatory region sequence-specific DNA binding; DNA-binding transcription factor activity, RNA polymerase II-specific; protein dimerization activity. The transcript has 2 exons. The record is from RefSeq and is a predicted model, not a curated record. Gene Ontology annotation, biological process: regulation of transcription by RNA polymerase II; developmental process. NCBI's taxonomy places the organism in Eukaryota, Metazoa, Chordata, Actinopteri, Siluriformes, Ictaluridae. The coding region runs from base 1049 to 1567 and encodes 172 amino acids.
GAUGACGAGGACGAUAAGAAGAAGAAGAAGAAGAAGAAGAAGAAGAAGAAUGUUGUAACAAUUUCAAGAUGCAUUAAUACUGAAAUAUUAGUGUGAAGACGGGACCAUCGGGUAUAUAUAUCGGGUGAGGCAGGGCAUUUUAUUUAUUUAUUUAUUUAUUUAUUUAUUUAUAUUACCGAUAAUUGCUAUAAAUUAUUGUAUACUAUGGACACAACAGUAUUUUGCUUGUAUUUUCUCAUUUGUAAGUCGCUUUGGAUAAAAGCGUCAGCUAAAUGAAUAAAUAUAAAUGUAAAUAUAAAUUUGACAUGUAGCCAAUGAUUUAAUUGAUCGGAGGUAGCUACAGUGUUUCUGUGGUUGGUGGCGGGUUUUGUUUUUUGUUUUUUUGUAAAGAACUGUUAUCCUGAUGAUAGAUGAUAGUUAGUACUACUACUACUACUACUACUACUACUACUACUAAUAAUAAUAAUAAUACUCAGAUGCAUAAUAAUAAUAAUAAGAAAUCAGUUAUUAUUAUUAUUAUGAUUAUGAUGAUUAUGAUUAUGAAGAAGAAUUGUUGUUGUUGUUUUGAAUUGAUGGAUUGUCGGCUGUGCUUAACUUAUAUCGAUUAGAAGCUAUUUAGAAAAUAUUUAUCUUCCUAAAGUCAGGCUGCUCGUCUGACGUCUCUGCAAAGACAGUGUAACUUAAAACUGAUCCCUCCUGUGUAUUUGUCAGCCAAUCGGACGCGAUGAGACCUCCCCCUCCAUCUAUUUAGCAUCAGAGACUGGGAUAAAGUUUCCAAAAAACAUUAGGCAAAAACUUCCUACGGGACGAAAAGUGGGCCAAAGCUUUAGUGCACGUCAGAGCGAGAAUACAGCACACACAGACACACACACACACACACACACACACACCUUUACACACACACACACACACACACACACUGGACCAUCCAAACUCCUGAAACGUUUUUUCUGUCUGUUGUCAUCCCGCACGGAUUUACUUUCUCACCACGGAUUCGAAGGCGGAGAGCGCGUUUCCCCCCGUGCCCUUACAUUUCUUUAAACGAGAAAUGGAAGAGAGCUCGAGUUCACCCGUGUCUCCGGUGGACAGUCUCGGGACCAGCGAGGAGGAGCUGGACCGCCAGCAGCAGCAGCAGCAGCACCAGCACAGGCGCUUCGCCCGGAAGAGGAGACCGAGUAAAAAGUCGAGUGAGGAGGACAGCUCUGGCGGAAGUCCCGGCUCGGCUAAACGGAGCAAGAAGGCGAGUCCGAGCCGAGCGCAGUCCUACGAGGAGCUGCAGAAUCAGCGCGUGCUGGCCAACGUGCGCGAGCGCCAGAGGACUCAGUCUCUGAACGAAGCGUUCGCGUCUCUGCGCAAGAUCAUCCCGACCCUGCCCUCCGACAAGCUGAGCAAGAUCCAGACGCUCAAGCUGGCAUCCCGCUACAUCGACUUCCUCUAUCAGGUGCUGCAGAGCGACGAGAUGGACAGCAAGAUGUCCAGCUGCAGCUACGUCGCGCACGAGAGACUCAGUUACGCCUUCUCGGUGUGGAGGAUGGAGGGAGCCUGGUCCAUGUCCGCCUCGCACUAGCGACCUCCAGCACAGCUGGACACCAAUCAUGCCACCUGGACUGUUUACUUCCACUAGUUCUGAAGACACCAAAGGAUUUAUCGAAGAACCCGUGAAGCUUCAUGUCAUGAUGAAAGACACAACCUGAGCUGCCUAAUGUGCCUAAUAUGCACUCAUAGUGCUGUUGAAGCCCAGAGUCCUAACUUCACAUCUUAGCCCUAAAUGUCCUCAUGGUGUUAGUAAAGGAAAGCCAUCUUCUAUCUUUAAUGAAACUAUAUUUCCCCCUUGAAAUAGAAGAGUUUAUAUAUAUAUAUAUAUAUAGAUGUAUAUGAUUUUUUUUGUAAAGUAUUGUACAUAAUGCUACCUGUGAGUUUGAUCAACUUUUAAGGGGACCAAUAUGAUUUAGAGCAAUAGUUUUCUGCAUGGAUUACUGCCUUUUUUUUUUUUUUUUACAUUCAAAACAAACAAACCAAAAAAUGUUGUUCUAUGCAAGACUUUCAAUUUCCAUGCAUUGAAUUGUGCUUAUUUAUUAAAACAUAUUUUUUGAACAAGUAGGCUGAUCUGUGGAUUAUGUAUCGUGGAAUAUACAUAUUGCUUGAUCGAUGAGUAUUAUUAUUAUUAUUAUUAUUAUUAUUAUUAUUAUUAUUAUUAUUAUUAUUAUUAUUUUGCUGUCCAUGUUAAAGGAAACAUAUUCAGUUCUUACAAUUAAUAACAAAAUGGCGGACAGUGAUCACGAAGUCCUGAUCUCUGUUUUGAAAUGAAAGCUGUUCACUGGGAGAGAAAUACGAGCCAGUGUUAAAGCUUUUAUCCGCCUAGUAUAAUAGCGUCAUAUCAUUUCAACUGCUGGAGCUGAAGACCAAAUUUCUUUGUUACCGACCGAAACGAGCCGAUUGAAAGAGCAGAUUUAUUCUCCUUCAGCCCUGUAUAAAUGGAAAGCUGCCACACAUGCACAGCGUGAAAUUGUUUACAGCUCAUUUUGCUCAGAUAUAGAUCAGCAGAAUAAAAGAGAGCGAUGUGCCAUGCGCUGACUGUAGCUGAUAAAAGUCUACAUAAAUGUUGUGUGUAGUGCAGAACUAAUGAUCAACCACAGCGAGGAGAUCUCUAUCUUCUCCUCAAUCUACAAUACUGAUUAUCUUACUCUCCUUUUCCUCGUCACUGCGGUAAUACCAUCAAGGGGAUGUUUUGUACCUUUUUACCGAGAACAUCUUUAAAAAAAAUAAUUUCAGGUGCAACCAGUAAUGUACCAUAAAUUAUUGGUUAGAUAUCUUUUAGAGCAAAGUCCUUAGUUAAAGAAACAAUCAGAGGAA